Messenger RNA from Trypanosoma conorhini, 1008 nucleotides. RefSeq lists its product as uncharacterized. Bases 1 to 1008 code for a protein of 335 amino acids. Lineage: Eukaryota; Euglenozoa; Kinetoplastea; Trypanosomatida; Trypanosomatidae. The transcript has a single exon. The record is from RefSeq and is a predicted model, not a curated record.
AUGGAGGCCGCAAAUGCGUCGAGGCCGCCGGUUGCCGGCUGGAGGGCGCUGGCGGAGCGCCAGAUGUGCAGCGACUCCCCGGUUUUGGUCGACGGCAACCGCGCCACCGGCGGCCGCUUCGUUGUCCCCACGCGGGAGGCGCUGAAGCUCGACAUCGGCGACGACGACUACCCGUGGCCGCGCCGCUACGCCAUCACGUUCUCGGAGUGCCUGCAGAAGUUCUCCUGGGACCCCUACUCCCCGGUCUUCAAGAGCAGCGACAUCGAGACCGCGCGCAACUCGUACCUGCGCACCACCAUCCCCUUCGCCCGCCUCACGCGGGAGAAGCAGCUGCAGCGGCUGGAGAUGUGGGGGGAAAACCUGCGCCGGCACGCGCCGGGCGACUUCAACCCCCUCGUGGAAGCCCCAGUGCCGGAGUCCCCGACAAAGCGAUCGAAGCAAAAAAAGAAGCGGCAGCAAAAAAAAAGCAGCGGGAGGCUCAGCUCAGGCAAGAGCGGAGGCAGCAGCUGCUGCUGCAGCAGCGGCAACAACAGCCACCACCGCCACCACCAGCACCGCUGUUACCGCCGCCGGUGCAUCAGCAGCAGCGCUUUUAUCCGCGGCAGCAGUGCCACCAAGCACCACCAGUGGCGCAGCAGCAGGAGUAUUUUUAUCCGCGGCAGGAAUACCAGCAACGACCACCGAUGCGGGGUAUGGACCCCUACUGGAGAGGCAACCAUCCUCGCAACUUUCAAUACAGCAACCCGCCGCCUGCGUAUCAUCGUGGCGAUCACAACUUUUUUCCGGACUUUGCUGCCGCAGGUGGGUUUCAGGCCGCCCCAAGAAGCACCAUUUUGUAGGAUCUAUGAAAUUGUGUGGCCCGUACAUGUAUGCAUGUUUUUAUUUUUUUUCCCCACUGGGCUGCGUCCUGGAGCACCACCUGCGCUUGCGUGGAAGCUCCUGGCCGCCCCAGUUUACCCAGCGCCCCCAAGUCAGCACGGGGGGAGGAGCCGUGCGUUGGAUUUGUGA